Molecule: messenger RNA, 1212 nt
Organism: Pseudomassariella vexata
Lineage: Eukaryota; Fungi; Ascomycota; Sordariomycetes; Amphisphaeriales; Pseudomassariaceae
Exons: 3
Coding region: 94-1083 (329 amino acids)
Molecular function (GO): oxidoreductase activity
Source: RefSeq, a predicted model, not a curated record
CCGUCGUUUGGCACAGUCGCCCAUAUUACAUUUUUCGUCUCUGAAUCUUUUGAUGUAAACUUGAUAAGCGAUCAUAGUUUGACGUAAACAGUCAUGAAGACGAUAUUUGAAUACUCGGUUUGGGUGCUGGCCUUCGGCACCUCUCUAAGCCAUGCCACCGUCCUGCCCCGUCAACAGUCAUCAUGUACUGCUCCGGCGCAGAGAACGGAAUGGAGAUCUCUGCCCGUUGUGCAAAGGGAGGAGUAUAUAUCAGCCGUCCAGUGUCUCGCCAGCAAGCCCUCGAAACUAGGACUUAAUUCGACGUUAUACGACGACUUUCCUUACGUUCACAACCAACUUAACAGCCAGAUCCACUUUGUCGCGUCGUUCCUCCCCUGGCACCGCUGGUUCGUCCAUAUCUAUGAAACAGCCCUCCGUUCAGAAUGCGGCUACACAUCGCCCAUGCCUUUCUGGGACUGGACCCUAGAUGCGGGCCACAUGCGCGAUUCCCCCGUGCUCUCAAACUCAUCGACCUCGGGCUUCGGCGGCGACGGAUCGGGUGGCUUUGUCUCGCCCUCGAGGCCCAAUCCGCUCACAUCAUGCAUCAGCACGGGCGCGUUCACUAACUUGACAGUUGCCUAUUACGCCGGCGAUGCGCGCCCGCACUGUAUCAACCGCGGAUUUACGGAUGGAUUCGAUGAGGAUCCGGAGAUGAACAAAGACAUGAUGGCGGCGUGGUAUACACCGGCUGCGAUCAAGAACUUGACGGAGUCUAAUCAUGAUUUUGAGAACUUCUGGGAUGCGUUGGAGAAUGGGCCGCAUGGGGCGAUUCAUAACGUGCUGGGCGGUGAUAUGGUCCCAGCGACUUCGCCGAACGACCCGCUGUUCAUCAUGCAUCAUUGCCAGAUUGAUCGGCUUUGGUGGCUUUGGCAACAGGAAGAUGCGAGUGUACGGAAUCGUGAUUACAGUGGCAGGAAGAACCAGGAACCUGAUGAGACGCCCGCGGCGUUGGGGGACAGCCUGCAGUUUCUGGGAUUAGGGACUGACGUGACGGUAGAGUCUGUUAUGACAACUGAAACGGAUAGCCUGUGUUACAAAUAUUAGGAUACCGGAAAUGCUCCUAUCCGGUAUAUUAGCUAGAUGAGAGAAAAUCCGAGAACGCAGCCAUAAAGCACACAUAUAAUGAACGGCGAUGUGACUUAAAUUCUAUGUAAGCAGGAGAGUGAUAAAAAA